Messenger RNA from Populus trichocarpa (black cottonwood), 2424 nucleotides. Its product is annotated as synaptonemal complex protein 2. Lineage: Eukaryota; Viridiplantae; Streptophyta; Magnoliopsida; Malpighiales; Salicaceae. Bases 157 to 2106 code for a protein of 649 amino acids. The record is from RefSeq and is a predicted model, not a curated record. The transcript has 4 exons.
CCAAACCAAACCCUCUCUCUCUCUCUAUCUCUCCAUGAAUUUCUCAAAGACUAAUAUUGAUCUUGAGAUCCUGGUCUUCAUUUUUCCAAAUUUGGAAGAUAUUACACGAUAACUAACAAGAAACAAUUCCAUAAUGCUGUCUUCCAAGCAGAACCUAUGCAUUACGUGAUUGUUGUCUGGCAAAGGGAACGAGCGAACAUCACAGAUCAAUCCAAAAUCCACCAGUCUCUCCAACAACAGCCUCGAGGAUCUUAUUUGAGAAGCCAGUCUCAAGAGUUACGAAUUAAGAUGCAGCAAGAUAAGGGUAAAGUUGAAGAGGAGCUGAGGAAUAUGAAGGAGAUAUUGACUGUAGCGAAAAGGGAAAGAGAUAGAGCGCGUGAUGAGCUUAAAGAGAUGAAAAUGGUGGCCGACGAGUCAAAUGCCAUGUUAGAAGAAGCAAUGUCUAAUGGGAAGACUGCUGAUGUAUUUACGGAACUCAAUUCAGUAAUGGAAUCAUUGUCAAAAUCAAAGCAAGAGUUGAAGAUCAAAGAAAUGACUAUCACAUCUUUGAAAGUUGAAGUUGGAAAGCUACGAGAGGUGGAGGCCAAAUUGCUAGAGAACGAUAACUCAUUGCAAAAUCUGAAAAAGGAGUUGACUAAAGUUAAAUCAACUGAGGCACAUGCUUUGGGUUUAUUAUCCCAGAGUAAGAAAAGAAUUCAAGAACUUGAGGCUGAGGCACAGAGAGGGAAAGAAGCAGAAAUGAAAUUGUUAAAUUCAUUUGCUGCUCAAACAAAGCAGCUUGAACAGACCAAGUUAUUGCUUGAAAAGUCGAAGCUUGAGAUUACCUCCCUUCACAAGAGGGUAGAGAAAUGGGAAAAACAUGAUGGGGAUAAGAUUUCAUUGCAAAGAGAACUAGAAAGUCUCAAGUCUGAACUUCAGUUGGCAAGACAGAACCGAACACAUGCACAGGAGGGCGAAAAACAUUCAGCAUCAAAGACCAAGAAUCGACUUGAGGAGACGGAGUUGCUUAAACAUGAAUUGAAGCUAGCAACUGAGGCAGAAGAGAAUAGCAAGAAGGCAAUGGAUGACUUGGUAUUAGCCCUAUCUGAAGUUGCAACAGAGGCCAGCCAAACAAGGGAAAAGCUCAUGUUUACCCAGAAAGAGCUGGAGCACUUCAAAACGGAGGCAGAAAACUUGCGGGAGAAUUUAAAUAGCAUUGAGGACAUGUAUAGGAAUCUUUUGAAUGUAGCGACGAAAGAAGCUGAUCGAUAUAGAAAAACAACUGAGAGGUUGCGAAUAGAGGCUGAUGAAUCACUUCUGGCAUGGAAUGCGAAAGAGACUGGCUUUGUUGAUUGCAUCAAGAGAGCCGAAGACGAAAAGUCCUGUGCAUUGGAAGAGAACAGUAAACUUCUUGAAUUGCUUAGAACAGCCGAAAACAUGAACAGGAUAUCUAAGCAAGAGACUCAGAAGGUGCGCGAUAUACUUAAACAGGCCCUGAAUGAAGCUAAUGUUGCGAAAGAAGCUGCAGGAAUUGCCAGGGCUGAGAAUUCCCAACUCAAAGAUGUCUUGGAUGAAAAAGACAAUGCUUUGGUUUUCAUUACUCAAGAGAACGAGAACCUUAUGAUUAAUGAAGCUGCAGCUCUCGAACAAAUCAAAGAGUUGAAGCAACUUCUCUCUGAAGCAUCAGAAAAGGAAUUUAAUGUGGAAUAUAAGGAAAACCAACAUAAGCAAAAGUCACAGAGUGCACAGGAGAAGCAGCACAAAGAUGGCAAGAAACCUGGCCAUCCAUGCAGUGGCCAUCUUAAAGAGGUAAUAACUCCCCAUAAACACAAGGAUGCAGAUGAGAACAGCAAAACUCCUGAUAAACAAAACAAUAAUAAUGAGGACGAGGGCUCUGAAAAUUCUGAUCCACUUAGGGGAUCAAUAUUUGAUGAUGAAGAAGAAGAAUCACCAACAGCAAAACCAGAGGACCAUGAUCAUCUAGAUGAUCCGGAGAACGAAAGAAACUCUAUGAGAAAACGAGCAUAUUUACGAAGAUUUGGUGAUAUUCUACUGAGGAGAGGAGGUUCUAACAGAAGGGGACAACCAGUUGGUGGUGAUGGUCACAGAAAAGAACAGUCAUUAUAGAAACAACGGUCCACCGAUCAAGUUGAAUGGGUGCGCAAGUAAUGAGAGGUGCUGGAGGAAGAGGAGGAAGCACUAGCACGAUGCAAGUUUGGUGAACAUGAGUGAGUGUUCAUGAGUCCGAAAAAUAUAGUUUUAUGAGUUGUGAGGUUGAGGGAGUGGGAGAGUUUUGAGAGAGAUUUCAGAUUAGAUUUGAGUUUAAAAAACUGGGUGUUGUUCUAGACUAAAUUUCUUCUGCUUGUUAUCAAAGAAAUGCCGUUUGAAAUUACAUUUCAACUGAUGUUUUAUGAAAAUUUAAUAUAUAUAUUUUUUAUUUUUAAA